Messenger RNA from Rhinichthys klamathensis goyatoka, 1503 nucleotides. It is a transcript of the gene lrrc28, whose product is annotated as leucine rich repeat containing 28. The record is from RefSeq and is a predicted model, not a curated record. The transcript has 10 exons. Lineage: Eukaryota; Metazoa; Chordata; Actinopteri; Cypriniformes; Leuciscidae. Gene Ontology annotation, molecular function: protein binding. The coding region runs from base 145 to 1227 and encodes 360 amino acids.
ACGCGCUUUCUCUCAGACGGAAGACCAGUGCGGCACAAAAACAACUCCAGAGGUUUUAAACAGGGACCAUUUCAUUACUACAGGGAUGUAAUUAGAAGUUGAAAGAGGGAAAAACUCUCUCAACCAAAGACGGUUCUCACAGCCAUGGCCGCUGAACUCCAUGCAGCAAUAUUUAUGGCCAAACAAGAGCGACACAAGAAUCUUUUCCUGAACUACAGAAACCUCAACAACUUCCCUGUCGAGCUCCUCAGAGAUGAAGGGAUGCAGUUCCUGGAGCGUCUCUUCAUGAAGAGAAACUCACUCACAUCCCUUCCAGAGAAUCUGGCUCAGAAGCUUCCCAACCUGAUUGAAUUAUACCUGCACUCAAACAAUAUUGCUAUAAUUCCUCAAGCAAUUGGCAACCUUGUGAAGCUGCAGUCACUGGACCUGAGUGACAACGCUCUUCAAAUCAUCUGCCCAGAGAUUGGUCAACUGCGCUCAUUACGACAUCUGCGAUUGGCCAACAAUCAACUGAAAUUCCUCCCGCAAGAGCUGGGAGAUCUCCGAGAGCUGGAGACUCUGGACGUGUCCAUGAACCACCUGAGGACUCUUCCAGAGCGUCUGCACCAGUGCCUGUCCCUGCAGUGUUUGACAGCAGACCGAAACAUGCUGCAGUGUCUUCCUCGCCAGCUCUGUCUGCUGCCCGACCUCAAUGAGCUCUCCAUGGCUGCCAACUGCCUGACAUCACUGCCCCUGGAUAUGGGGCGUUCCAUGGAGCUGCAGUUUGUCUUUGUGGACAACAACACUCAUCUGAAGGCUCUCCCUUCGUAUCUUUAUAACAAAGUCAUCGGCUGCAGUGGAUGUGGUCUAGCUGGUCAGGUCUCUGACGUGAAGCAGCUCUGCUUGACUCUUGGAGAUGUGACUGUUCCUCUGCCCUCUGAAGUGAAGGCCAUCGGCUCCGAGACUGACAGCGUGUUGCCUCUGGAAGAGCUGGCAUGCAGAGUCCUACAUGCGGCCCACAACUGGACCGAUGUGAAGUUCCUGUUGCCCAAGAGUCUACUGGAAGUCGUCCGGUGUCCUCUGGGUCACUGUCACCGCUGCAGUCAGCCCAUGUUCACCAUCGUCUACACCAAACUGUUCCCGCUCAGAGAGACUGCGCUCGCAGGGGUGCACAAGAGAACCACAGUGAGUUUUGUAGCGUACUGCUGCUCUAGCCAGUGUCUGAGGACGUUUGACCUGCAGGGCUGAUGUCUCACACACGAUAACCUCACAGCACUGCUCAUGGUGCGUUCAUCUUCACAAAGGAUAUCGCAAGACACUUUCUGUGGAACCGACACCUUUCUGAGCUUCAGGAACAUUUGACAGCCCACCGUCCCGAAGAUCUUCAUGACAGACAUUAAAGUAUGUCCUGAGUGUAGCAUCUUUUAAGAAAACCAGCAGUUGGUUAAACCUGAUUACGUUUCACAAAUGAAUGUAGAAUGAGAAGAACUGAAGCAAUCGAUCAAUAAAGUAUUGUUUGUGUUG